UACCAAGUGGUGGGAGGGACUCUGGGGAGAGUGAGAGCAAGAGGAGGCUGAGGUUUAAUCAUUGAACCAACCCAACUGAGUGGACUGUGUGCAGGACUGGCUGCCCCGGAGGAGGACUUUUGCAUCUCUGCUGGGAAAUGACACUGUAGAAGGAGUUCUGUUUAGUUCUCAGCACAUGAACACCAUCGGUCUGGAAUUAAGUCGCAACAGCUCUCUCAACUGAGAAAAUGUUUGCUGUACACUUAGUGGCAUUUUAUUUUUCAAAGCUGAAAGAGGAUCAGAUCAAAAAGGUUGAUCGGUACCUCUACCAUAUGCGUCUCUCUGAUGACGUCCUCCUUGAUGUGAUGACUCGCUUCCAGACAGAGAUGGUGAAAGGCCUGGGAAGAGACACGAACCCAACAGCGACAAUAAAAAUGCUGCCAACAUUUGUGCGUUCAAUUCCUGAUGGCUCAGAAAAGGGUGACUUUCUUGCAUUGGACCUUGGGGGUUCCAAAUUUAGAGUCUUGAAGGUCAAAGUGUCUGAAAAUGGGAAGCAAAAUGUUCACAUGGAAAGUCAAUUCUAUCCAACACCUAAAGAAAUCAUACAUGGAAAUGGAACAGAUCUGUUUGAAUAUGUAGCUGAUUGUCUCGCAGACUUUAUGGACACCAAGGACAUAAAGCAUAAGAAAUUGCCUCUUGGUUUUACUUUUUCUUUUCCAUGUAAACAGAAUAAAUUAGAGGAGGGUGUGCUGCUUAAUUGGACAAAACAUUUUAAAGUCAGAGGAGUACAGCAGACCGAUGUGGUGAGCUCUCUCCGGAAAGCCCUCAGGAAGCAUCAGGACAUUGAUGUAGAUGUCUUGGCUUUGGUGAAUGACACAGUGGGGACAAUGAUGACCUGUGGAUACGAUGAUCAGCGAUGCGAAGUUGGUGUAAUUAUUGGGACAGGCACAAAUGCUUGCUACAUGGAAGAAAUGAGCAACAUAGACUUAGUGGAAGGUGAUGAAGGAAGGAUGUGCAUUAAUACUGAAUGGGGAGCCUUUGGAGAUGAUGCAUCACUGGAUGAUAUCAGGACAGAGUUUGACAAGGAGAUUGACUUGGGGUCUAUUAAUCCUGGAAAACAAUUAUUUGAGAAGAUGGUUAGUGGCUUGUAUUUAGGAGAACUUGUAAGACUUAUUCUUCUGAAAAUGGCAAGAGAAGGCUUACUUUUUAAUGGGAAGUUAUCAACAGCUCUCUGUACCAAGGGCAAGGUUGAAACAAAACAUGUAGCUGCUAUGGAAAAAUAUAAAGAAGGCCUGAGCAAUACUAAAGAGAUUUUGAUAGAACUGGGUCUGAGCCCAUCCGAAGACGACUGCAUUGCCGUUCAACAUGUCUGCACUAUUGUUUCAUUCCGCUCAGCAAACCUCUGUGCUGCGGCCUUAGCAGCAAUACUGACACGCCUUCGUGAAAAUAAAAAACUGACAAGGCUCCGAACAACUGUUGGCAUGGACGGAACACUCUACAAGACACACCCUCAGUAUGCUAAGCGUCUCCAUAAAGUUGUUAGGAAGCUAGUCCCAAACUGCGAUGUUCGAUUUCUGCUCUCUGAGAGUGGCAGCGGGAAGGGGGCUGCGAUGGUAACUGCAGUUGCGUACAGACUGCUAUCUCAGCGCAAACAGAUAGACGAGGCCUUGGCAUAUUUCACAUUAACCGAAGAGAACCUCAUAGGUGUGAAAACCAAAAUGAGGGCAGAGUUGGAGUAUGGCCUGAAGAAGGAAGCCCAGCCUACAGCCACUGUGAAAAUGCUGCCGACGUUUGUUUGUGGAACUCCAGAUGGAACAGAGAAGGGGAAAUUCCUUGCCCUUGAUCUCGGUGGAACAAAUUUUAGGGUUUUGCUUGUAAAAAUCAGAAGUGGAAGAAGCAAAUCAGUCCGAAUGUACAAUAAAAUAUUUGCCAUUCCUUUAGAAAUUAUGCAAGGAACAGGAGAAGAGCUGUUUGAUCACAUAGUCCAGUGCAUUGCAGACUUUUUGGAGUACAUGGGCAUUAAGGGUGCACGGCUCCCUCUUGGUUUUACAUUUUCUUUCCCCUGCAGGCAAGCAAGUAUUGAUAAGGGAGCUCUUGUUGGAUGGACAAAAGGUUUCAAGGCAACAGACUGUGAAGGAGAGGAUGUUGUGGAUAUGUUAAGAGAAGCUAUUAAACGAAGGAAUGAAUUUGAUUUGGAUAUUGUAGCAGUGGUUAAUGACACUGUUGGGACAAUGAUGACUUGUGGUUAUGAAGACCCUAAUUGUGAAAUUGGCCUUAUUGCAGGGACAGGCAGUAAUGUGUGUUACAUGGAAGAUAUGAAGAAUAUUGAAAUUGUAGAUGGAGGUGAAGGCAGAAUGUGUAUCAAUACAGAAUGGGGAGGAUUUGGUGACAAUGGUUGCAUAGAUGAUCUCAGGACAAAAUAUGAUAAAGAAGUGGAUGAAGGGUCAUUAAAUCCUGGGAAACAAAGGUAUGAAAAAAUGACCAGUGGAAUGUAUUUGGGUGAAAUAGUGAGGCAGAUCUUGAUAGACUUGACCAAGCAAGGACUUCUCUUCAGAGGUCAGAUUUCAGAAUCCCUAAGGACCAGAGGAAUAUUUGAAACCAAAUUCCUGUCUCAGAUUGAAAGUGACCGGCUUGCCCUGCUCCAGGUGAGAAGGAUCCUGCAACAGCUUGGGUUGGACAGCACUUGUGAUGACAGUAUUGUUGUGAAGCAGGUGUGUGGCUGUGUUUCUAAGAGAGCAGCCCAACUCUGUGGUGCCGGACUGGCUGCUGUAGUCGAGAAGAUACGUGACAACAGGCAUCUCGAGCACCUCAAAACCACGGUCGGAGUGGAUGGCACCUUAUACAAACUACAUCCACAUUUUUCUAGGAUCUUACAAGAAACGGUAAAAGAGCUGGCACCUCAUUGCGAUGUAACGUUCAUGCUGUCCGAAGAUGGGAGUGGAAAGGGAGCUGCCUUAAUUACUGCUGUUGCAAAACGAAUGCAUAAUGUUGCUGAGAAUUAAGUAAUCAUACAGCUGCACAUGUGUGCAUUAAACAUUUGUUGCAAAAGGAUUUGUAAAAACCAGUUGAGGUAGAUGUUCACAAGUGGUACUCACUCCUGUAGCCUGCUGAUGGCUAGCUGUGUAAGGAGAAGUUUGUCUUUCCAAAAUUGAUGUAUUUGCCCAGGCUGAAUGUCAGUUACCCUAAGUUGCCUGAAGUUUUGAGAAACGACGAUAUACUUGAGAUUUUUGUCCUGUGUCUCAUAAUAUUCAUAAUUCAGAAUAGUCAUGUCUCAUUAGAUAGCUAUAUUGUCAAGAAAUCAGUUUCUUUUAAGUGUAUUUAUAUGAUCUGCUGCCCCAUUUCAUUUUUCUACUCAGAACCAUUCUCAUUCUUCUUUAAGUGGCCUUUGUAUUGUGUUAGUCACCAAUAAGUUGGAAAGAAGAAAAAGGUGUGAUGUCCUGUGUAGCCCCUUAGCUGGCAUUCUUGUUCUCCAUUGUAUUUGUUUUUAAAAGAAAACAAAAAAGCUGAUGUGCAGAAUAAAAUGCAUUAAUAUUCUUUUCCAACAAAA
This is a messenger RNA of Hemicordylus capensis (graceful crag lizard), 3526 nucleotides long. RefSeq names its product hexokinase HKDC1. Gene Ontology annotation, biological process: glucose 6-phosphate metabolic process; glycolytic process; intracellular glucose homeostasis. The transcript is spliced from 18 exons. Gene Ontology annotation, molecular function: glucokinase activity; fructokinase activity; mannokinase activity. NCBI's taxonomy places the organism in Eukaryota, Metazoa, Chordata, Lepidosauria, Squamata, Cordylidae. The record is from RefSeq and is a predicted model, not a curated record. Gene Ontology annotation, cellular component: mitochondrion; cytosol. The coding region runs from base 228 to 2981 and encodes 917 amino acids.